Onychostoma macrolepis is the source of this 1922-nucleotide messenger RNA. RefSeq names its product neuraminidase 1 (gene neu1). The transcript has 6 exons. Gene Ontology annotation, biological process: ganglioside catabolic process; oligosaccharide catabolic process. Bases 355 to 1497 code for a protein of 380 amino acids. Lineage: Eukaryota; Metazoa; Chordata; Actinopteri; Cypriniformes; Cyprinidae. Gene Ontology annotation, cellular component: lysosome; cytoplasm; membrane. The record is from RefSeq and is a predicted model, not a curated record. Gene Ontology annotation, molecular function: exo-alpha-sialidase activity.
UGAUUGUCACAUUUUCUAUCACAGCCAUCAACUGUCACACAAAUAUAAAGAAAGAAAUUUUAGAUAAAUUUACUCAUUUAAACAGGUCGUUUUAGUACCUAAAGAUUUGUCGAUAUUUACCAUCUUUGACUUAGUUUUAUCUAAUGGUGUCCAAGUAGGUUAGUCAAGUGAAGUCUAAAGGUGCAGCUGAUUGAUUUGCCGCUUAACUCAUUACUGUAAACUAAACCGGUCUGUUAAACCAGUUCUCUCGUCUUUUGUCAUUCGUCGGCUGACUCCGUUGAGCGCUUGUGUGGACUUUAUAGCCUUCAGAAGAAGUCACAGUAGUUCGCACAUGACUUGACAAAACUUUCCGUCAUGAAUCAGACUCUUCUGCGGAUUUUGCUUCUUUCGGUGUUGUGUUCAUUUGCGCAAAAUGAAACGAUCAAUCCAGCUAUCAUUGAUGAGCAGCUGCUCUGGGUCGGUGGUGAAGCUGGAGAAGUUCACACCUACAGAAUUCCCCUGCUCACCUUCACUACUCAGGGAAGUCUUCUGGCUUUUGCAGAGGCCCGGAAGCUGUCGUUCAAGGACAUCGGAGCCAAGUUCAUCGCUUUAAGACGCUCCACAGACAGAGGAGCCACCUGGUCUCCCACUUCAUUUAUAGUGGAUGAUGGUUCUCUAGCAGAUGGGUUGAAUCUAGGUUCGGUUGUUGUGGAUGAAGAGACUGGUGCUGUGAUACUCAUCUACUCAUUGUGUUUCCACCGUUACCACUGCAAGCCCUCCGACACAAUGAUGGUGCAGAGUCUGGAUGACGGGUUCACCUGGAGCGCCCCACGAAACCUUAACCCUCAACUGGGGCUCAUGAGUUUUGUUCCUGGACCUGGCUUUGGUAUACAGAAACGCCAUCCGCCUGCUGUUGGGCGUCUGGUGGUGUGUGGCCACGGCAGCAUCGCUGGAGACGGAGUGUUUUGUAUCCUGAGUGACGAUCAUGGAAACACAUGGAGAUAUGGAGCUGAACUGAAGAGCAUUCCCUACAACCAGCGCAAAAACAACCUUGACUUUGAACCAGAUGAGUGUCAGCCAGUGGAGCUGGAUGACGGCAGCAUCGUGAUUAAUGUGCGCAACAAUAAAAACUACCACUGCCGCUGUCGUAUGGUCGUACGCAGUCUGGAUGGAGGAGAGUCUCUGCCGGUGGAGCAGCUGGUGUUUGAUCACACACUGGAGGAUCCUGCGGUCGCAGCUGGAGCUUUAGAGAAGGAAGGAGUGCUUUACUUCACCAACCCAGCCAACACUAACAGCAGAGUGAACCUCACCCUUCGCUGGUCUCUGAAUCGCGGUAAAUCAUGGGUGAAAGAUACUCUGAAGAUCUGGGCUGGACCAAGUGGAUACUCAUGUAUGACGUCACUUAAAGGCAAUGAAACUGUGGAUCAUAAGUACAUCUAUGCCAUCUAUGAGAAAGGCCAAAAGGAUUAUUUUGAAUCCAUCUCCUUUGUGAAAAUCGACCUGUACAGCAACCAAUGAAACAUAUUUUCCAAGCCAACAAUUUAACAUGAAACCUAUGAAAAUGGUUUAAAAGAGGACAGGCAUGAUAUGACGACUGCCCCCAGCGUUUGAGACCAGAGAAUACUGCUUUUUUUUCUUCAAGAUUUUUGUAUCGUAUUUUAUUUACUUGGCGGUUUUUUCUUUUUUAUUUGGCUGGUUGGUUAAUAACACAUUUUUAUGUGGUGUGACAAUCUCUGAAUACAUCUUUCAUAUUGCUUUACACAGACUUUUUUUUGUUUUUUUAAUCAUGUUUUAAUUUGUUUUACCACACCUGUCUAUUAUUUCUCUGAGGAUUAAUACGGAAAUAUAGAAAUACAAUGGCAUACAAGCUUGUCUGAGAUCCUGAUUUUUUAUUAUUAUCCCUUUUAUCUAGUUAUAUAUUAAAAGAGCCUAAUACAGAAUUU